AAACUUUUGGUCAAAAAAUUAGAAGCAACCCAAAGAGAAGAGAGCACAAAGUUCUCAUUUUUUUUUUUCCCCUUUCUCUCUCUUUUGAAGCUUCUUCUGAUUCAUUCCAAGUUUUACAGGGUUGAAGGAGAUUGUUGAUGUUUUGGUUUGAUUCGAUUCCUCAACCAUAUGAUUUCAUAUAUUCGAAGACAAUUCAUCGAUCCUUGAACCAAAUCCAAAAAAGGAUCUUCAUUGCAGCCUUCAUAAGAUCAAACUUUGUCGAGGAAAUUUGAAUAUUUGGACAAGCCUGUGAUGCGAUGGAGCAAUUCAGGCAAAUCGGAGAGGUUCUUGGAAGCUUAAACGCGCUUAUGGUAUUACAAGACGAUAUCUUAAUCAACCAGAGACAAUGCUGUUUGCUGUUAGAUAUUUUCAGUUUGGGUUUCAACACCGUUGCCGAAGAGAUCAGGCAUAACUUGAAGCUUGAAGAGAAGCACUCUAAAUGGAGAGCCCUUGAGCAGCCUUUGAGAGAGCUCUAUCGAGUCUUUAAAGAAGGCGAAAUGUAUGUUCGGAAUUGUAUGUCCAAUAAAGAUUGGUGGGGCAAAGUUAUCAACUUUCAUCAGAACAAAGAUUGUGUUGAGUUUCACAUACACAACUUGCUAUCUUACUUUCCGGCUGUGAUCGAAGCUAUCGAGACGGCUGGAGAGAUUUCUGGUCUCGACCCUGCAGAGAUGGAGAGGAGGAGAGUUGUGUUUUCAAGAAAGUAUGAUAAAGAGUGGAAUGAUCCUAAGCUUUUCCAGUGGAGGUUUGGGAAACAGUAUUUGGUUCCAAGGGAUCUUUGCAGCCGGUUUGAGCAUUCAUGGAGAGAAGAUAGGUGGAAUCUGGUGGAAGCAUUGCAAGAGAAGAGAAAGUCCAAGAGCGAUGAGAUUGGGAAGACUGAGAAGCGUUUAGCUGAUUUUCUGUUGAAGAAGCUAACCGGGUUGGAACAGUUUAACGGUAAGCUUUUCCCGAGUUCGAUACUCGUUGGUUCUAAGGAUUACCAAGUGAGGCGGAGAUUAGGUGCUGGUGGUCAGUACAAGGAGAUUCAAUGGUUAGGGGAUAGUUUCGUAUUGAGACAUUUUUUCGGGGAUCUUGAGCCAUUAAACACAGAGAUUUCUUCUCUGUUAUCGCUUUGUCACUCGAAUAUACUUCAGUACCUUUGUGGAUUCUAUGAUGAAGAAAGGAAAGAAUGUUCUCUGGUUAUGGAGUUAAUGCACAAAGACUUGAAAAGCUACAUGAAGGAGAAUUGUGGACCUAGAAGAAGAUAUCUCUUCUCUGUUACUGUUGUGAUCGAUAUAAUGCUUCAAAUCGCGAGAGGGAUGGAGUAUCUUCAUUCAAAUGAGAUUUUCCAUGGAGAUUUGAAUCCCAUGAACAUUCUUUUGAAAGAGAGAAGCCACACCGAAGGCUAUUUCCACGCGAAAAUUUCAGGAUUUGGUUUGACAUCAGUCAAAAAUCAGUCUUUUUCUCGGGCUUCUUCUAGACCAACCACACCUGAUCCUAUAAUCUGGUAUGCACCUGAAGUUCUCGCAGAGAUGGAAAAAGAUCUCAAAGGUACAGCUCCGAGAUCAAAGUUUACACAUAAAGCUGAUGUCUAUAGCUUUGCAAUGGUGUGUUUCGAGCUUAUAACCGGUAAAGUUCCAUUUGAAGAUAGCCAUCUUCAAGGCGAUAACAUGGCUAAGAACAUUAGAACGGGAGAGAGACCUCUCUUCCCUUUCCCUUCGCCGAAGUACCUAGUCAGUCUAAUUAAACGGUGCUGGCAUUCAGAACCAAAUCAGCGUCCGACUUUCUCUUCCAUUUGCCGGAUCCUGCGCUACAUCAAGAAGUUUCUAGUUGUGAAUCCGGAUCAAGGUCACCUCCAAAUCCAAAAUCCACUUAUCGAUUGCUGCGACUUGGAAGCAAGAUUCUUGAAAAAAUUCUCUCUGGAGUCAGGUUCUCAUGCGGGAUCCGUGACACAGAUACCGUUCCAGCUAUACUCAUACAGGAUUACAGAGAAAGAGAAGAUGAGUCCAAACUUCAACAAAGAAGAGAAUUCAGAAACAGGCGAGUCAAUUUCCGAAAGUGUUUCAGUGGUUGAAGAUCCACCAACAAUGCCAACGUAUACAAAGUCAUUGUGCUUUGAUGCAAAAUCUGAAUACUCAGAUACAAGAUCAGUUUACUCAGAAGCUCCAAUCAAAAAGACCUCAGCUUUAAAGCAAAGCACUGACGCCGUAAAACUCAGAAGAAACUCAAUCUCAGGUUUACGAUCUUCAGGAUCGUCGCCUAUAAAACCAAGAUCAGCAACAAAAGCAUCAUCACCGCUAAGUCCAUUUGGAAGAAGCAGCAGCAAAGCAAGGAAGGAUGCUAGAUUGCCUUUGAGUCCUAUGAGUCCUUUGAGCCAUGGGAGACGUAGACAACUCUCUGGUCCUGCUUCUGACUCUGAGCUAACAUAGGCAACACACAUUCUUGUUUUUGCAAGAAUCUUAAACUGAGACAACGUUUCAGUGUUAGUUCCAUAACAUACCCUUUUUGUGUAACCUCUUAAAUACCUUUUUUUUCUUUUCUUCGUAUGUGUAAAUUUUGCUUUCUUUAGAUACUUUUCUCUUUAGCUUAUGCAAGUUUACUUUUGAAAAACAAGAGCUUUAUUGUACCCUCUUUGCUUAACGUCUUAUUCCGAUUUUGAGCUC
Molecule: messenger RNA, 2678 nt
Organism: Capsella rubella
Lineage: Eukaryota; Viridiplantae; Streptophyta; Magnoliopsida; Brassicales; Brassicaceae
Product: mitogen-activated protein kinase kinase kinase 7
Exons: 4
Coding region: 297-2444 (715 amino acids)
Biological process (GO): protein phosphorylation
Molecular function (GO): ATP binding; protein kinase activity
Source: RefSeq, a predicted model, not a curated record